This is a messenger RNA of Poeciliopsis prolifica (blackstripe livebearer), 5475 nucleotides long. It is a transcript of the gene slc16a10, whose product is annotated as solute carrier family 16 member 10. Bases 149 to 1639 code for a protein of 496 amino acids. Gene Ontology annotation, biological process: transmembrane transport. Gene Ontology annotation, molecular function: monocarboxylic acid transmembrane transporter activity. NCBI's taxonomy places the organism in Eukaryota, Metazoa, Chordata, Actinopteri, Cyprinodontiformes, Poeciliidae. The record is from RefSeq and is a predicted model, not a curated record. The transcript is spliced from 6 exons.
UGUUAGCAGAACCUCAGGAAACCACAGCUUCAUCUCGGUGAACGCGGCCUCACCUUGACCCACAGCGGCUUCAUUCCCAUCCGACCUGAGCCCCCGGCACAAACUCCAACUUCUCCUUCUCUGAGCUGCUUCAUCUUCAAGAGAAACAAUGACAGAGGGGAACAAUGUGACGGAAAGUGACAACAAAGAGCCUACCGCCGGAGACGUGCCCGUUGGGCCGGUCCCUGCGGAGGAGGACAAGCAGGAGAACGGAGACUGUAAGGUGGACUCGGCGGACAAAGCCUCUCCUCCCGCGGCGGAGGAGGUCGAGUUCGUCCAUCCCGAGGGCGGCUGGGGCUGGGUGGUCAUGCUGGCAUCCAUGUGGUGCAACGGCUCGGUGUUCGGGAUCCAGAACUCCUUCGGCUUGCUGUUCUUGUCCAUGUUGAAAGAGUUCGGCAAAGAGAACGACGAGGACCUGCGCUUCAGAACCUCAUGGGUGGGCUCCCUCUCCAUGGGGAUGAUCUUCUUCUGCUCCCCCAUCGUCAGCAUCUUCACAGACAUCUUCGGCUGCAGGAUUACUGCAGUAGGUGGCGCUGCUGUCGCCCUGGCCGGCCUCCUGGCCAGCUCCUUUGUCAAGAGCCUUGGUGUGAUGUAUUUCACGUAUGGCAUCGUGUUCGCCUGCGGCUGCUCCUUUGCCUAUCAGCCCAGCCUGGUCAUCUUAGGUCACUACUUUAAGAAGCGCCUGGGCCUGGUGAAUGGCAUUGUGACGGCUGGCAGCGGCAUCUUCACCAUCGCCUUGCCCUUCAUUUUUUCACCGCUCCUGGAGAAAGUGGGCCUGCAAAACACUCUGCGUGUUUUCUGCGUUCUCAUAUUUGUACUGAUACCAGCCGGCUUCACCUACAAGCCCCUGCUGCCAGCCAAACCAGCCGAGAGCCAAACAGGAUUCCGUCUGAGUCGGAUCUUCAACAUGAACAUCUGGAAGUCUGCAGGAUACCGUAUUUGGGCCUUUGGAAUACCUGCUGCUCUUUAUGGGUACUAUGUACCAUACGUCCAUCUGAUGAACCACGUGCAGGAGCGCUUUGGGCCAGAGGUAAACAAAGAGAUCCUGCUGCUGUGCCUCGGCAUCACGUCCUGCCUGGGCCGGUUCAUCUGCGGCAGCGUGGCGGACUUUGUGAAGGGAUCCAACAAAGUGUUCCUUCAGGUCCUUUCGUUCUUCGUCAUCGGCGUCAUGUCCAUGAUGAUCCCGCUGUGCAAGAUCUUUGGAGGGCUGAUCGCCGUGUGCCUGGUGAUGGGGCUUUUUGACGGCUGCUUCAUCUGCAUCAUGGCGCCCAUCGCCUUCGAGCUGGUUGGAGCCAAAGAUGUCUCCCAAGCUAUAGGCUUCCUGCUGGGCCUGAUGUCCGUUCCCAUGGUUGCAGGUCCCCCAAUUGCAGGGUUCCUGAGAGACAAACUGAAAAGCUAUGACAUGGCCUUCUACCUGGCAGGCAUCCCCCCGAUCAUUGGGGGGAUCCUGUUGUGUCUCAUACCAUGGGUGGAGGCCAGGAACAGGAGGAAGCAAAAGAAAGAGGGCCUGAGCAAGGAGCAAGACGUCAGACAGAAGAUGAUAGAGCUUGAGAAGGCUGAGGAAGAUGCAAAGAACAAAAUUGGAGAUUCUGUCAUUUAAGGCCUUUCCACUACCCGCUUCCCCCCAAACAAACUGAAAGAGACAAUCAUUGGGUCAGCCUGGGGUCAGUGCUGAUCAGCAGUGUUAUAAUGCUGUUCUUUUAUUUUGUUUUUUUAACCUUCAGUAUGAUGAAAUUCCAAAGCAAUGCAACAUAUCAAAGGUAAAGUGUUUGAACUAAUUCCAAGAUAGACGUGAUCCUGAUCUCUUUCCAGACAGUAAACCUCAUUGUAAUGCUGCUCUUUCAGUCCUCAGUGUCUUUGCCUGAAUAAGGAAGUCUUGUCUUGCAGCUUAACCUGUAGCCAUAGCUGGAGCUGGAGCCAUAUCACUCAACACAGGCAUUUACAGGCUUAAACAAGUUUAUGUUUAGCUUGCCUUUAGUUUGUUUUAUGGAUGAAUCAGCUUCAAAGAUUCCUUCUUAAUAACAAUUCUAGUUUCAAUAAAGUUGGGUAAAACAUAAAAAAACAGAAUAUGGGUUGAAAUCUUUUCAACCCAUAUUCAAUUGAAUUCACUACAAACACAAGAUAUUUAUUGAUCAAACAGAUGAACUUUGUUGUUUUUUGCAAAUAUUCAUUUAUUUGGAGUUUGAUUUGUUCAACACAUUCCAAAAAAAGUUGGGACAGUUUGAACAAAGCAGUGACACCUGCAGAAUGUGGCUUGGUAUUUUGUCUAGCUGGAACAAGCAGGGGCGUCCCUGAAAAAGACGUAGCUUGGAUGGUAUUACAUGUUGCUCCAAAAUGUAGCUCCCAGCAUCAAUGGUGCCUUUACAGAGGGAUAACCCAAGUUAUCCAGGGAUUUGUUUCAAUUCCCAUACAGACAUCUGAGGUUUUGUAUCGGCUGACACAGAUACAGAAAACCAGAACAGAACUCACUUAAACACAGACAUAAAUGAACACAAUUACAAAUUUGUUUGAUAACGCUUCACCAGCACAGCACACUUACAUACACCGGUUGCUUCACAAGUUCGGUCAACAGUAAAAACAAUUUACAUUUGUUCAGUCAGUGCAAUAAAUAAAUAAAAAACUGAAACUGAUUAAAAAAAAAACAAACAAAAGUAAAUUACUUUAGUCAAACAUUUAAAAAUAAACUGCAACGAGCCUUCUUUCAAAUGGUUCAGAAAGCGCAAUUAGAAAUUCUACAUAUAAUGUAAGAUAAAUAAUAAAGCAUGACAUCGCUUUAGCUUGGCAUGGUAGAGUUUUACCUUGUAAUGUAGCGACGAGCUACAUUAAAUAAGCAAAUAUUUGCAAAAACACCAUAGUUAAUCUGUUGAACAUUAAAUAUCUUUGUUGUGAAUUCAAGUGAAUAUUGAUUGAAACAGAUUUGCAUAUCGUUGUAUUCUGUUACGUUUCACACAGCAUCUCUGCAAAAACAGGGUCAUUAAUAUCUAAAAGGAAAUCUUGAAGGUUUGUGUUAAUUCGUGAUUGAAUCUGUGAGGACACUCAAUCAUUUCUAGGUAAGCUGCUCUUGAAAUUUCUGUUUCCAUUUCAGACUGACACACAGGUGAUGGUGGUUUUAACAGCACAAACCACAGAGUAUUUAUUGCCUAUUGUCCCCUUUAGUUUCCAUUUCAGAGAUGAAGUUAUGAGGUUUUUUUUAAAGUAUAUUUUUAACAGAUGUAAACAAAGCAGGAAACAGGAGCAGGCUGUUUGCCAAACGCUACGUAACCAGAACUUAACUAACUCAGGAAUUUUCACAGUGUUAAAUGUGAGCGAUUAAGACAUUUUUUGCUUCCUAAAUGUUGAACUAUUCCUUUAUCAAUGCUACAUCUUGCUUCUCUGUUAUGAAUUGAAUAGUGAUUCAUCUUUCUCUACAUGCCUUAUAUAACCUAAUGUAUCAAUUAUUGUUUUUUUGUUUGUUUUUUUGCUGUGAUUUAGGCAAAACUUCAAAACUCAAAACCACCUUACUAAAGUUAUCAUACUAUUUCAACUUCUCCAUGUCACACAGCAAACAUGGCCUUCAACAUAUUUACUUGGGAUUUUAUGCAUCAGACCAACACAAAAGCCUCCCCACAGCAUUAUGCAGCCACCACCAUGUUCCACGGUGGGAGUGGAGCAUUCAGGGUGAGGUGCACUGCACCUUCCAACAUGUUUGCUGUGUCUCAUUUGGCAAAUUCCGAAUGAGACUAAAUGAGAAUUCAUAUCUUAUUAUGUGAUAACAUUUUAAAAGCCUUGUGUCAUUUUCUCUCCAUCUUGCAAUUACACGCUGCUUUGAGCUAGUCUGUUGCCACAAAAUCCCAAUAACUUACACGUAAUAAAAAAACAAAACAAAACACAAAGUCCAGGUCAUGGAUUACCUGCAUGGACUGACGAUCAGAUGUCGGACUGGAUGAGUAGAUGGUAAAAAUGCUAUUACUUAUUCACCUCUAGUAUCUUAUUGUUUUAGAUGCCCUCACUGAUGAAUGGACCUGGGAUUUAAACAUUAACUAUAUGACCAUCAGAAGAUCUAGACUCAGUUAAUAAGUAACUUUGCAUAAAGUCCAGUAACAUAUAAGAGAAAAUAUAUCUUGUAUUUAUUUGUGUCUUGUUUUUGUUGGAAUUGAAUGCCAUAAUCAGUCAGCAUUCACCUGCAGCCUUUACCUUGUUCGCUGAAGACCAAAGUGUGAUGAAGUGAGUUUAUCUGACAGAGUGUUUGUCCUGUUUGUCUGCUGACAUGCCACUCUGUGAAGCCGACCUGCUGGUAGUGCCAUGCCUCAUGUCAAGUUUCCUGGAGCAACAUGGCUGCCCUGCAGCAGAACAGGAAGUGAGUGAAGACAGAGAUGAGUCUGAACUCCCCACAGCUGUGAAGCACUUCCUGCACAAAGCCAGAGAAACCUUUAUUUAAUACAAUAAGUGAGAGAAGUUUAUGGGUGUUUACUAACUAGACAAAUAUUUUGAAUAAAACUGACUUUUCACUACAUACAUAAUAUUGCACCAUUAUCUGAAUGGACCUUUUGCCUUAAAUGCUGCAGCUUUUUGUCACCAAAGUUUAGAACUUUUAUUAUGCUGUUCAUAUCUUAUUUUCACAUUUUGUCUAGAUGAUUUUAUAUAAAAGCUUCAAAACACAAUAUGUACCAUUCAAAAAGACAUAUUGCUAUAAAGCGGCAAAUUCUUAGAAGUGCUUUCUGUCUUUUAGAAGUCUACCUGUCAUGCUGGGCUCUUAUCAGCCACAAUGCUUUAGGCAUUUUAUUGUCCGCCUGAAUCCGCCAUAUGCAGAAUAUCUGCACAUAUGAAUUUGGCUGUUCUUUACUGUCUCUGUCUGAGUUUUGUAUAUUUUUGUCUUAAAUUCUUCUUUUUUUAAUGUUCUGAACUGAAAAUUCAAAAUGUAUCCCAACAUGAGCACCAACAGUGCUGUGCUUGGGUUUUACUGUUAAACUACAAUGGUAAGCACAGUCGCAUCUCAGUUUUAUAGAGUAAAAAAAGAUUUUUAUUAUUUUCUUGACUUCUUGCUUUUUUUCUCUCACUUUGUAUGGCAUGAAAACACUGGGCUCAGAGCUCCAUUCUUUUUCAUCACAAACAGUCAUAUUCAGUGAAUUAGAAUAUUAUUAAAAAUGUGUUUAUUUAAUUAACUCCAUCCAACCAGUGAAACAGAUUACAUACGGUAACUUAAUUUUAUGUAGACUCUUGUUUUCAAGUCUUUAUUUCUGUGAAUGUUUCUGUGAGCUUUUCCUAAAUGGUUCACAUUUUACCACAUGCAUCCCCAUGUAACACACACAACUCACAUGAUUGAGCAGAUAUUUAUGUACUAUAUGUUUAAAAUAUGCAGUAAAGGCAUUCUUAUGUUUUAUGUAAUGUCACUCAACCUCUACCUUAUUACAAAAUGCCAACAACUUAAAUUAAAGAUACGGUGGAUGGAUGGUUCAA